Manduca sexta (tobacco hornworm) is the source of this 3483-nucleotide messenger RNA. RefSeq lists its product as uncharacterized. The coding region runs from base 1 to 843 and encodes 280 amino acids. The transcript is spliced from 7 exons. Lineage: Eukaryota; Metazoa; Arthropoda; Insecta; Lepidoptera; Sphingidae. The record is from RefSeq and is a predicted model, not a curated record.
AUGGGGUCACUGUGCGUAUGGAGCGUGUUGCUACUCGCUUGUGCUGUGUCGGCCCAGCGCAUCGACCAGGAGGCACUGCUGUCGCCGCGACCAGCGCGUGUUCGUGACCGAGACAUCGGGAAAACCGACGAACCGACAUGUGACCAGCUGAAGGCUAUGUGGCGAUUCUCGAAGCGACAAGCCCGGGCACCGGAGAUAAUGAACGAAGUGAGCUCGUACCGCGACCCGCUGAUGUACAACGAGUGGCCAGUCUACACAGCGCUGCCACGAGCCGCGCCCAGGUUCAGAUACCAAUAUCCGACGGUACCACGUGAGGCAUAUGGACGAGUGGUGACUAAGGCGCCGCCGAACGUGGUGCGCACUCCUGACUACGACGAGAUGUUUGGAAUGCUGAAUGUGCCGCACACGUCCGGAAAAAUUCUGCGAUACUCGGGACCCUCACGACCUCGUGGUGGACCUACCUUCAUGGUGCCACCACAGCGGGACAGGUUUGAAGCCUUGAAGAAACUGAUCAGACAGGAACACGUUCGCGAACUGCAGAGGAAAUACGAGGCUGAACAGAAACAGGAACUGAAGGAGCUCACAUCUGGAAGGAGUAAUAAUGAUGACUUGGCGUACGGAUCGUAUGGCGAACAAGAGCCCCGCGGACUCCAACCCCUGCAAUUACCAGAAUACUCCGCCGACGAACCCACCUCCAGGCAUAGCAAGAAACCACCAUCCGGCAGCCGUCAGAUCUCGCAGUUCUCUCGCUACUCCGAUGUGAUGCUACCCCCAGUGCGCCGCACCUUCUACCACCCUUACUUGGAGUACGCCGCCCCCGAGUACAUCCCCUACGUAUACUGAACUCAAGCGCCAAGACCAGAGGACGAACCUUCUGACAUGUUCUAGAAUAUUCUAAGACUCCAGGAACGUUCCGAUAAUGUACAAACAAUCUUCAGGCUUUAAUCAAUAAUAUCAGUAUUACUCUGUCAUAUCGAAAGCAUAUCCCUAACGCUUUCGCUUCGACUCUAGAAUCUUACAAUGCGAGCUUCCUCAGCAUUACUUGCAAUAUUUUUAUAUAUAUAAAAACCGAAGGUUUUUCUAUGUAGAUACGCGUCGAAAUUUUUUAAUAUUUACCCCCUUAUGAAUAAUCAUCAUUGUAUUUUUCGAUAGGUUUAAGGUUUAAAAUGAGUAUUUCUUUUGGAAUAUUCGAUUCCUUAGUGCGAUUAUAAUCAAAAUUUAAAUUAUACAAUACUUCCGUAUGUGACAAUAAUUCACUCGUAUACAAUUUGAUCAAUUACCUUAAAUUAUUGCUGUCAAUUCCCUAUACAUGUUGGCAACAUUUGACAAUAAUAAAAAUGUAAUCUGACAAUAAUGUUGUAUGGGUGUUUACGUAGUUGUAAGAGUUGUCAAAAAUAAAUUAUCCAUUUAAUAAGUUAGUAAUAUUAUAAUGAAAUAAUUGGUAUUAUUGUGUCGUCAAAUUUUCCUGUUCGCUUCGAUUGAACUCCUUUUAAAGUUCUCUUGCAAUUGCUAUCGAAUAUAAUAAAUGAGACGUCUUUACAUGGCAUUCGAGUUAGUAUAUUGAUCUAAAAACUUUUAUAUUGAAUUCUUUAAACACGAUCCAAUCUGAAGAUCGAAGAGACUUUUCAUCUUUUAAGUUGAAAUUAACUUUCGAAACUAUUUUAGUAUGUAUACAAAUAGGUAAAUGUAUAUUACAUUGACGAUGUUUUUUUGUUUUUAAUGUUUAAUUACUGUAUAACAUUUUUUUUCAACGUCUAACAAUAGACAUUAUGUACAGACUGCCAACAAAUCAACUUCCAAUUUCUAAAAAAUUAUAUGAAUUUAUUGUAACGGAAAUAUUUGAACAUCUACGAUUUACUGAAUUGACAAUAGAUAUCAGUCUGAAUCUUUCCAUAGGAAGGUUAUACACCAUAUAGUUAAUUAUUGUUGUGAUUAGUCGCUAAGUAUAACGUUAUAUUUUAAAAGCCUACAAGACGGCUAAGUCGGUUUCGGGCGCGACAGCUCUGAAUGAAAUAUAUGUAUUUUAUUUUUACACUGACAAACAUUUAAGUUAUGACAUAAUAACUUAACAAAGCUUACACGACGUCCUGCCUUCCAACGUACAAAACGUACGGAGAAAUUACGUUCUUUCCAGAACAUUCCAAAUAGCAUUAGACAAAUCGGCAUACGAUAUUAUCUCUACUAAUCAAUAUCAUAUGAAGAGUUGGAAGGUUGAACGCUUGUGUAGAAGCUGAACUUGUGUACUUAAUCAUAACAAAGUUUACGAAGUAAUGUAACGCGACGACGCAACCGAAUCCCGACGUAAAAUGCUUUAACUACAUUUAAAUGUUUCAUGUUUAUUGUAACAGUUAAUUAUAUAGCGAAUGACGUAUGAAACGUCGCUUAUUCAAUAUUCGUAUAUUAUUGGAUUAGUUGUAGGUGUGCGUACAGCCUUAGGGGUGGUGGGGGAAAGAAAACCAAUGUUUCUUUUACAUUCCUAAUCUAGUCCACUUUUCUUAUGCCAUAUAAUAAUAAAACCUAUAUUGUAUUGUACAAGUUAUAUUAUGUGAAUAUCAUUUGUAUAACGGAGUAUUUUUGUUAGAUAAUAGUACUUAACAUUUUAUACCAUCGGUGGUGUACUGUGGUGAAUGAAGGCUGUAAUUCUAAGGAUGUUGUUACCUAUUUGUGUACUAUAUUUAUUAAUAUAUCUAAUCAACUAUCGACUUAAUAAGGAUCGACGUGGUACGUCGACUUAACCUCACAGACUAUAAAAUUUGGCUUUAAAAAUAAUGUAACACUUUUAUUGUGGCUUUAAGCGAGUCAAUGUCAAUACAUUCAUUAAUCUUCGAUUUAUUAGCGAGGACUGUCUACGACUGUCCCGUCCCACAACUUACGAUAUAGCGAGAUAUCUAUACAUAUUUUUAUUUAUAUACGUAUAAUUUUCUAACAAUAUUCUGUAGAAUAUUCUACAAAUUAUUUUAAAUGUCUUUAAAAUCAUUAAUAGGUAGAUAGUUAGUGGAUAACAUUGAGUAGUGUUUAUUGGAAGCGUAUUGCAAAUAAUUAUAGGUGUUUAAUUGAUAAAAUAUUAUGAAAAACAAUUUCGUUAAGAGUAGAUUUUCGCAGUUACAUAUCUUUGCGAUUAAGACACUGCGGUGUCGUAUAUGCUUAAUCAUAUCAAAAUUUAAUGUCGUAUAACAUCGGCUGUCGAAUUUCAAAACUACUAAAAACGAAUAUAUUUAAGGCUGGCAUUACAUGGAUAUAACGCCAUCUAGUUUCCGAAUAUGUAAACUUUCGACGGUCGAUGACUAAUAUAACAAUGGAAUAUUGUCUGUGCGGCAACGCGGUCUUCAUUGGACAAUAAUGUUAUAGACAAUAACUAAAAUUAACACGAAAGGAGACCGCGUUUGUCAUAUAUUAUAACCAUGAUAAUGUUUUAAAAGUAAUUAUAUUAUUGAUUGGUGGAUUUUUUGAAAAAUAAAGAUAGUUACGUACUCCUGAGCAGAA